This is a messenger RNA of Daldinia vernicosa, 890 nucleotides long. RefSeq lists its product as uncharacterized. The transcript is spliced from 2 exons. Lineage: Eukaryota; Fungi; Ascomycota; Sordariomycetes; Xylariales; Hypoxylaceae. The record is from RefSeq and is a predicted model, not a curated record. Bases 455 to 781 code for a protein of 108 amino acids.
CGUAAAGCCCCCUUAAGCUUCUUUUGGAGUCUAGAUAACAUCACCACGCCGAUGAUAUCUGAUAUCGAAGUCGUAGAAUUUAGUAUGAGAUAUCCGGCGUCUAUUCGUUUCUAUUCGUUUCGGCGGUCAAGUUCCCCGAAUUAUUGCGAAAGCGUAUGGCAAGCUAGGCGAUGGCAAGGGUCGAGUUGCAUUCAGUCUUCAAUACGAGGUUUUGAGGGGAUGUUAUAGAAGAUAGCACCACUCCACAGGCGUUGCUAUUUGCCGAGCCGGUCUUGGCUUGCGAUUAAUAGGAAGCUGAUAACUUGUUCUGGCUAAAAGCUCGUGUAUACUCGUGUAUAUAAAGCCUCGACAAACUUGCGAUUGAAAGACACGAAAUACGAUAGUUUUACCACGCCAAACAUUAUCCUAGUCGAUUAGACGUGAUCAUAUCAUAUCUAUCUCAAAGGCUUCCAAAAUGCGUGUUCCUACCAUCGCAACUCUCGCUACUAUCGUCGCGUUCGCGACUUCGACUCCUACGCCUCAAGCAGACCCCCCUGAGACCGAUCUUUGUCUCCAGCGAAAGUUCUUGUCAGCAAACUUAUGUACAGACAUCGACUCUACAUACACCAAUGCGACUUUGCCAGGUCUUGGUUGGUAUUGUUGUUGGCACCAAGGGCCAUUCGCGCCUCCACCAGCUUUGCCCGUGUCGGCCUGGUUGACGUUUGCGGAGGACGGCUCAGUUGCAAAUCGUUGCUUGACUAGUGGAACUUGUGAAGCAGGUUUACCUGAUGGUCGUAGCUAAAUUAGAAGAAUACUAUCAAAAUUCAGAAGGUAUAUGAUAGGAAAAGCGUAUGGAAAGCUUUAUCUAUUUUACUAGUGAUGAUGAUAGAAAUGCUACAUGUUGUGUUUAA